AUGCCUGGCCUGGUCUGGUCCGACAAGCGCAGAGUGUUACAGGUCGGGGACGCAAUGUACCCGUUCGGCAUCGACCCUGCUUGGCACGGGGCGAAGAACGAGCUGGUCUACAUGAAUUCGAUGAAAAUGAAGAUUUCCGUCGUGCUUGGGGUGACGCAGAUGUGUUUAGGGCUGCUCCUGCGCGUGCUCAACACGUGGCACGAGCGCAGCGGGCUGGACUUCCUCUUCGAGUGCGUGCCCAUGACGGUCUUCAUGGUCUGCUUUUUCGGCUUCAUGGACUACAUGAUCCUGUACAAGUGGGUCGGCCGUGGCCAGCGCCCGCAGUCCACGACGAGGCUGCCGACCCCGGAGAGGUUCACCAGAGCCGUCGACCACGCCAGUACAAGCGGUGGCAAGCAGUCGAAGAGUGGCAAGGGCAAGGACAAGGACAAAGAGAUCGGUUCGGUCCCCGCAUCCUCGCGGGACGUCCCAUCCUUGUUGCAGCUUGCAGCCAAGUGCACGGACAACGAGGAGCUGAGGAAGGUUCUGCAGGGCGAGGAUGACGAGGAGCUGCAGCGCACGGCGGAGAAGAUCUCGGCCGCAAAGCUGAUGGCCCAGCGCAAGGUACUGGAGGAGCAGGCUGCGAACGCUGCCAAGUCAGUCGGCAAGGGCAAGGGCGGCGGCUCGGUCGACGCCGACGUCCUGGGCAAAGGCAGCGGUCGGAGCUGUUGA
Molecule: messenger RNA, 711 nt
Organism: Prorocentrum cordatum
Lineage: Eukaryota; Dinophyceae; Prorocentrales; Prorocentraceae
Source: the annotation of a GenBank genome assembly